Molecule: messenger RNA, 1980 nt
Organism: Candidozyma auris
Lineage: Eukaryota; Fungi; Ascomycota; Pichiomycetes; Serinales; Metschnikowiaceae
Exons: 1
Coding region: 1-1980 (659 amino acids)
Source: RefSeq, a predicted model, not a curated record
AUGAUCCUUUCAUCACCCCAGUGGCCGGACCCUGAAACCGUCAACUCCCUACGCUCCAGAGCCUCAGAGUUGUCCAGGCAAUUCUCCUAUGGCAGUUCUGCUUCCCGUAUAAGCACGAUACAUAGUGGAUCGAAACUACGAAACCAUCCCACUGAACCCUCUCAUAUUCGUCAGCAAAGUAACCCUUUUGAUGUGCUAUACGACCCGGAAUCGGCAAAAAACCACCCACCAGUCACUCGUUCGAAGAGUCCUCUAUACCUUGAUAUCGAGAAAGAUAUCCACAAUGGUCAAUCUCCAAACAGAGGCUACCAUGCCUCGAACGGGCAUCCUACAAUCACGGUAAUUGAUGAUUCUCAACUAAGGCGUGGAAACUCAGUUGUGUCGACGCUGGCGUCUCUAAGGAAUAGGAACAAAAUUAAGAAACGGAACAAAAUGGUCAGGAAGGAAGACUUACCAGCAGGGCUAAUAGUAGAUGAACUGGCGAGCUCAUCUGAAGCAGGGUACAAAGCUCGCAAGAGUCUGAAAAAGACGCAGUCAUCCAGGCUCAAUUUUUUGUUUCCUGUUCGAAGAAAGAGAUCCUUCAAUUACUACCCCAUCAGAUCGCAGCCGAAAUUCAGAUCACCUAACGAGCUCGACGAGUUCUAUCAAAAACACAACGCUAGAAAUGUCGUCAGAGAAUUGCUUCCUCAAUCUAUGGCUGCGUAUGAGUUCACCAACCUCAUUAGUCUCGUCCCGAUCAUCAACGUCUACCCCGAUUCCAUGCGCUUACCACUUACUAUUCCUCGAGCUAGUAACCGAGGAAACAAACCAGAUCUCUCUGUUGAAGCAUCUCCUCAUGAAGCUCGCCAGCACUCACCACAGAGGAAGUCAUUGGCCCCACCACGUCUACAGAGGCCAGAACAGCUCACCUUCAAUGAAAACCUCAACUUUAAAAACAAAAUAUACAAAAGCUAUAAGGAGGCAAUAUUUGCAGGCAAAUACUCCCGACCUCCACAGCUCCAGCAAACACAUCCAAGAGAGGCUAUGUAUGUCACAAAUAACGAGAAGGAGCAACUCGAAACUCGGCUUCUUUUUGAGAUACUCUUAAGAAGAACUAUAGCAGCUAAAAUUGACUUUAGACUCAAGCAGCAAGGUUAUCAGCAGAGAAAGAAGAGGCCAAAAGAAAAAGCAAGCGAUAACUCGUUGAACACAUCUUCUUCCUCGGCACCAUCAGAUCGACCGGACAAACACGUUAGGGAUCACUCUCACCAUGGAAGAGGGCCGAAAACUCCCAGGGGUACAAAGCCAAGUAAUUCUCGUCAAGAUAAUACAUCGUUACUCUCAGAUCCACUUCCUUCGCCUCAAAUUAGUUUCAAUGCUAAUAUGUUUGAGCCAAUGUAUGAGGAUUCACCUUCGAGCAUGAUUAAUUGGGAACGGAAAUUCUCACACUUAGAAAGACUUUCACCAAAGAGACAAAACCAGCAAGCAUUCCAAAAUCUUGGCGAACAGGCUUCACCUUCACAAAGGUUUGUGUACAAUUUUGACAAAGUUGACUUAGUUUCCAAGAGGGAGAGGUCAACACCAAACUUGUCCAACGUUGCACUUUAUUCCAUGCAGCCUGUAAACCGAUCUGAGGCGACAUUGAGUUCUUCAGAAUCUUCUGCAGAAAAGUUUCAGGUAGGCCAAAACUUUCAUAGAGUGUCAGACUCGACUACGGAAUCUAAGGGACAUUCUCGUGGAUCUGCAUCCACCAAUCCAGGAAACGGAAAGAGGACUCGUGAUUCAGAAUCUACAACAAACACGUCUGUCCUACAAAGCUUGGAAGAUCUCUCUGAAUCUGUUUUCGAUUAUUUGCGGUCAGAAGGUGCCAUGGUUUAUCACAGAUACUCUCUUGAAGAUCCUGGCAAACUCGCGGAGACGUUCAAUUCCAAAUGCUUUGAACCUUGCCCAUCGGAGCAAUCUAGUCGGAUAUUAAGACAACCGCCGCCUGAAUUUGGCUGA